AUGCAGUUCAAACUCAGCACCAUUGUUAGCCUCCUUGCUGUUGCUUCUCCCGCCCUCGCUGUGGAUGCAGUUAGCAGGAUUGAUAGCUUCACCGUCUUAGCCAAGGACGUGCAAACAACCGCAAACUCCAUUGAACUCACAAACGCCCUAUCGAAGGCAUCUGAUACUAUCGAUCGCUUUUACUUGCUUUCCGAUGCUGAAAGAGUAGCAAAGAAUGAUCUCGUCCGGAAGGGAGAAGCCUUAGCUGCCGACCAACAACAGGCCGCUUGUAACUCAUUCACCAACUACGCUUCCGCUGCCACUGAUAUGCUGAAUACGGUCAAAGAAAAGCAAGUCGAUGUAGAGCUUGUUAGGAAAGGAUACUAG
Penicillium subrubescens is the source of this 366-nucleotide messenger RNA. RefSeq lists its product as uncharacterized. Bases 1 to 366 code for a protein of 121 amino acids. The transcript has 3 exons. NCBI's taxonomy places the organism in Eukaryota, Fungi, Ascomycota, Eurotiomycetes, Eurotiales, Aspergillaceae. The record is from RefSeq and is a predicted model, not a curated record.